CAAAGCAAAUGUAAAUUGCAGGACAAACUUCUGAACUAUUUAGUGCUUCAUUUUCUUUUACUUUAUGCUAAUUGAAAAACAAAUAGAGGCAGAAAAUAAUAAAAUAAUUAUACAAAAGAUAGAAAUGAACCAAACCACCAACCAUGAUCCAAACAGUUCCUUUCAUAUGUUUGGAAAAUACUAUCAGGAUAACUUGUUAAAACUAAUCUGGAAAUAUCUGGACCUGGACCCUCAUCAUAAGCUUCUCUACAUCGGAGAAAGUGGUGAAAGUUUCAUCCCAGUCUUGGAAAAGACUUCAGCUCUGUUACAGCCUGUGGUCUGGGGAGAGGAAUGUGGUGCCCCACACACAGAUAAGAAACUUAAAAGGAUAGAACAAUUGGACAAUUACAGUUUCGAUAGAGUUUUGCUUGUGAAUGCUGUGCAGUAUUUCCAGAAUCCAUCUGAAACAUUCACACAAGUCCUAAACACACUACAUGCGUCUGGUAAGAUCCUACUAGUUCACCGGCCAGGACCUAUAACCACAUUACCAUUUUUCAGAAAGGCCAAGAAGAAGUUAGAAGAACAGGAUUAUCCCUACAUGAAAAUAUUUGAAAGCCUGAGGAAACUUGGAGCUGAUGUCCAAUGGAAAAUUGAGCAUGUUCCAGUAACAAUUAAAAAGGAUGACUGGCUAUCCUUACUUGGAAUGAAGAUUGCACCCAUACUUCAGCAUUUAAGUGAUUAUGAAGUUGCCACAGGCCUCCAAGAGUUGACACAAGGAUGCCUAAAAUAUUCAGAGGAAGUGGUGUCCUUUGAGGAUCGCCUGAUGUUCAUUAGUGCACAUAAACUGAGCGAGGAAGGUGGUGCGUAUCCCAGUAUCCAACGCUCUGGUUGUGUUCACAGUACGCCUCCACAUUCUGCAGUGUGGGACCUGCCACUCAAACUUCCCCUCACCGAAGACCUCAUCAAAUACCUCCAUAAGCCUUCGAAACCAAAGUGUCUAUUUAAAAGAAUGUUUUGAUUGAAAUGCUGUGUUGACUGUGUGCUAAAUAGAUCCUUCUACAAUUUGACACUCAUACAAUGUAAGAAAUAGGAAUUCAAUCACCCCUGUUUUAAUCUCUGUAUUAAUGUGUUUUACCAAGGCAUUGCUCACCGAGGUUAUAGUCUAGACAGUCCUCUUUUUCUGUGAGCUCCUCAGCUAUGUUGUAAUACAUGUGACUGAUGAAAUGUUGACAAAUUAUACAAAUGAAUAAAGGUGGUGGUAGGUUUUAAGUACUUCAAGUUUAACUCAUACAAACGAUUUUUUCCCCCUUUUUUGUGCUGUAUAACUAGCCAUUUAUAUCAAACAUAUAAUUUAAGAUUCCUAUCAUAUUAUAAUCUAAGUAUACAGAAUUGUUUUAUACAUCUCUUUAUUUAUCCUUAUAUUAAUGUAGCUGAGACUGAUUCAUCAGCUGUACGCUAAGCACCACAGGAUACUGAAUUUAUAUCUUGUGAUUAAGGCGCCACCUUGUGGUUUUACCAUGGAAAUGGCCCCAAGCCACUAUUGUUCUUGAUUUCGUUCCUCAUAAUUAUGCUGCUUUGAAAUACAUUACAUAUUAAUACAACUAUUGACAACACGCAUUAUUAAUAACGCCCUCAUUUCACCACAACUUGUUUUUUUGGUAUAUAGCUUAGCGUAUAUAAAACGUAUUGUACUCCAUUUAAUGUCGCUGGUUGACUGGCCCGUUAGUAAAUUAGUAAAUAAACAAAUAAAAACUAGCAAAUCAGCGUUUUCAGUUCCGGCUAUUGGGAGGGAAAACAAACUAUUAAACUCCCAGAAUGCAUUCGAUGUAACAGAGUCAUACAUUAUUUUCAAUAUAAUAAUAAUACGCGACAUAAACGAUGUUUAAAAUAAAGGUAUCAAGAUCACACGCAUCAUUAUUACCGAACGGCGUCAGUUGUGUACCGUGUACUUGCCUUGCAAUUCAUACGUGACUGCAGGACAAGUACUUGUUGUAUUCUGUUUUUAAAGGCAAUAAAAUAACUUAUUGAUCUUGUGAGUUUGGUAUGUAUUUGGGUUAGGGUUCUGUUGUAACCGCUCCUGAAUGACCCAUCGCCCACUAGUCUAAAAUACAAAUAUUUUAUCUGGUGAAAUUCCAACGUCUUACAAUCAAAAUGAACCGGGAUACGGAUUUAAACUUUGAUCUCGAAACUUCCUCUGUUCUUUUUCUUUAUCAGAAGUGUGCUAUACAGCUACGCAGGGGAAUGCUUUUUCAAAGCGUUAGAUAACAAGUGUUUAUUUUACAAAAUAGGAAUCAAACAACUAAGUUGUAUAAUUCAAGGACGCUUAUGCACUUUCAAGUUGUUUGUUGUGUGUAUAUAAGUUUGUGGUAUAUUUAAGAAAAACUGCAGUUUUCCUACUAUACGUCAAUCUCAAUAAUAUUGCGAACCUGUUAUCAAAAUCUGUAGAACCCAUGUAAAACAAAAUCUUAAAACACACAAAUGAAGGAACUUUAGCCUACACUAGCAAAACAAACUGCUUUCCAGAGCCAGUAAAGGAACUUAGAAAGAGGAGACCUGGCUGCAGUAAAUAAAAAUCACCAAAAUUAUAACAUGUACAAAUUCCAUAUUUGAAAUAGCAGGCUACCUGGGUUCUUCUGAGCAGAAAUACAACGUACAGUAGGUUACUGUACAUCUUUGUUUUCAUCAAAUG
This is a messenger RNA of Acipenser ruthenus (sterlet), 2668 nucleotides long. RefSeq lists its product as uncharacterized. The record is from RefSeq and is a predicted model, not a curated record. Bases 65 to 997 code for a protein of 310 amino acids. Lineage: Eukaryota; Metazoa; Chordata; Actinopteri; Acipenseriformes; Acipenseridae. The transcript is spliced from 5 exons.